CUGCUGCGCUCGGCUCUGACGGCGAAAACUGGAACUGCGGAGGUGAACCUUGGCCAUUGGAAUUCGUACAUAUCGGCCCUUGAUGACCGGAGCUCAACACAUGGUUUCCAGCGGCCACUACCUUGCCACCUCGGCGGGUUUCCGGAUCCUCGAGCAGGGCGGCACGCCAUCGACGCCGGUGUGGCGGCGGGCAUCGCGAUCAACGUCACGCUGCCGCAGUGGACUGGCUUUGGCGGUGUUGCGCCAAUCAUCAUUCACGACGCGGCCAGCGGCGAGACCAAGUCCAUCAGUGGGCUGGGGCGCUGGCCCAAGGCCGCAAGCAUCGAUUUCUUCAACCAGAACUGCGGGGGUGAGCUGCCGCCCGGGGUGCUGCGCACUGUAACACCUUCGGCGGCCGAUGCCUGGAUCACCGCUUUGAAGCUCUACGGCACGAUGUCCUUCGAGCAGGUGGUCACUCCGGCGCUGGAGCUGGCGGAGGGAGGGUUCCCCAUCCCGGCAACGCUGCAGUCGGCCCUGGCCCGCACCGGCGACUCUCUCAUCGGCGACUCGGAUGGCGAUGGACGCUGGCCGUCCACCGCCGAGGUUUUCUUCCCUGGCGGGCGCCGUCCCGACAUCGGAGACAUCCUGGUCCAGAAAGACCUGGCCCGGACGUUCCACAGGCUCAUCGAGGUCGAGCGGGACCACGCCGGACAGGGCCGGGAGGCUGCCUUGCAGGCGGCCCGGGAUUUCUUCUACAAGGGAGAGAUCGCAGAGGAAAUCGUCCGCUUUGUCCAGAGCGAGGGUGGGUUGCUCACUAUGGAGGACAUGGCGGAGUUCGGCGUUGGUAUCGAUACUCCGCCCUCAAUCGACUACAAGGGAAUCGAGGUCUUCGCCUGCGGUCCAUGGUGCCAGGGGCCUAUGAACCUGCACACGCUGAAGAUCCUGGAAGGAUUUGACCUGCGAGGAUUGGGGCACAACACAGCGGCAUACGCCCACACGGUGAUCGAGGUGCUCAAGCUGGCCUUCAGCGACCGGGAGGCCUACUACGGCGACCCCGACUUCGUAGACGUGCCCAUAGCGGGGCUGCUGUCCAACUCAUACGCUGAGGAACGACGGGGAGCCAUCGACCGGUCGCGUGCUGCCCCCGAGAUGCCGCUUGCGGGCGACCCGUGGCCUCACCAAGGCAUGCCAGCCCGCAACGGACAUCCGGCGAGGCCUGACCUCGUGGCCGGCGGUCUGCCCGCGGACACCAGCUAUGCCAGCGUGUCCUGGCUGGACCCGCAGCACCCCAGCGCCCUCGUCCCGGGAAAGCGCCCCCGCCUGACUCCGAAUCCCGCGCUGGCCAUGCGGAAUGGCAAGCCACUGAUGCCCUUCGGAACGCCGGGUGGCGACGUGCAGCCGCAGUCGAUGGUCCAGUUGUUCCUGAACGUGGUGGAGUUCGGCAUGGACGUGCAGCAGGCGGUGGAGGCGCCGCGGUUCUCGACCUGGAGCUUCCCCAACUCAUUCUGGCCCCACGCCUAUCACCCCGGCCUCGUGGGAGUCGAGGGCCGGAUGGACUCGAACGUGGUGUCCGAGCUGUCCCGCCUGGGACAUAAGGUCGAGGUGUGGGACGAUUUCACGCCACGAAUGGGAUGCCUCUGCGCGGUGCAGGUCGACCAGCAGCGCGGUGGCCUCAGCGGCGGUGCCGACCCUCGCCGCGACGGCUAUGCGAUGGGCCGCUAG
Geodia barretti is the source of this 1701-nucleotide messenger RNA. The record is from the annotation of a GenBank genome assembly. Lineage: Eukaryota; Metazoa; Porifera; Demospongiae; Tetractinellida; Geodiidae.